Heterotrigona itama is the source of this 1030-nucleotide messenger RNA. The record is from the annotation of a GenBank genome assembly. Lineage: Eukaryota; Metazoa; Arthropoda; Insecta; Hymenoptera; Apidae.
AUGGCCGUAAAAGCAAGAGAGCUCGAUCUGUCGAAGUACAUGUUGCUUCGACCUCGCGCUCGCUCGAUACUUACUCCGGUCUUAUGCAAAUCAGACGAGCUCGUCACCAUGGCAAGAUUUAUCACUCAAGAGGGAGGAGCGUCUCGGGUCCGUGGGUACGCUACCACCCAAAAGGCUCACAGAAACAGGAAUUUUGACCGUGGCAACCGCGGUCUUUAUCCUGGCGGCCUCCCCUGCGGGAAUAUCAUAUUACCUGCCUUUCACAAUCAAUCCUGUCCAGAAAAGUAUGGCAGGUUCGCUAUCGCAUCUCAAUGCGACGCAUAUAUAGAAUGCAACGAUGGGAUUCCGGAACAAAUGCUAUGCCCUGAUGGAUUAUUGUUCAAUCCCAAUGUCAGAUAUAACUAUCCUUGUGGAUAUCCUGUAGACGUGGAUUGUGCGGGAAGAUCCAACUUACAACCUGCACAGCCAACUGAUGACUGUCCACAUCAGUAUGGUUACUUCAAGCUCGGUGAUCAACAGAAUUGUGGAAAAUUCAUAACCUGCGUCGAAGGAAGAGCCCACAUUUUCCACUGUCCCGAGGGACUGGCAUUCAAUUCUGAAUCUUAUCGUUGCGACUGGCCUGAUCAAGUACCAGACUGUGACGCUGAAACCUUCUUAGGAUUUCAAUGUCCAAAUUAUCUUGAUCAUGGACUUCAGUAUGGGUUUUCAUUUUACCCAAGUCCUCACGAUUGUCAGCGCUACUAUGUAUGCAUAAACGGUCGUCCACGAUUACAAAUUUGUAGCGCCGGGAAACUUUUCAAUAAGCAGAAAAAUAUAUGUGAUGCUGCAGAGAACGUCACUGAUUGGUAAGCAGAUUUUCAAAUCCUGCAAAGAUGGAAUACCGUUGGUCUUAUACAUGUUUCUUUACAUAUAUAUUUGAUCUCUCAAUCUAAAGAAAUAAUUAAGUAUCUCCAGGAUGCAUAAUCUCCAGUCUCAUAAAUCUGUAAAUAAUUACUAUUUUUAUUAUUAGUCAUAUCAGAUGAUAAAAUAA